Molecule: messenger RNA, 1374 nt
Organism: Lathyrus oleraceus (garden pea)
Lineage: Eukaryota; Viridiplantae; Streptophyta; Magnoliopsida; Fabales; Fabaceae
Product: PI-PLC X domain-containing protein At5g67130
Exons: 8
Coding region: 72-1163 (363 amino acids)
Biological process (GO): lipid metabolic process
Molecular function (GO): phosphoric diester hydrolase activity
Source: RefSeq, a predicted model, not a curated record
UCAUUUUUUAAUUUCCUAUAUAAUCGUAACAUCCUCAAACAAACUUAACAUUUUCAACUCUAGUUUAUCCAAUGGGUUUGUCAUUGGUGAUUUUUCCAGUCUUCUUCUGCAUUAUAACUGCUGCUUUUGGCUUUCCUUAUGAACAACACAAGCUCAUGGGAAAGUGCUCCUCCACCAGAGAAUGUUCAACUGGUCAAAUUUGUAGCUCUUGCCCUGUUGAAUUGCAAGGGUCAAGAUGUGUCAGAUCAUCAACAACAAACCCAUUCAACCUAGUGAAUGCAUCAAUGCCGUUCAACAAAUACGCAUAUCUAACUACACACAAUUCAUUUGCAAUUAAGAAAAGACCAAUCCAAGAUGCUGUUCCUCAAGUUACCUUCACAAAUCAAGAAGACACUAUCUCUCAACAAUUAUCUAAUGGAGUUCGAGCUCUUAUGUUAGAUACUUAUGACUUCAAAGGAGAUAUAUGGUUGUGCCAUUCGUUUAAAGGAAAAUGCCAAGACUUUACCGCAUUUGAACCUGCGAUAAAUGCUUUAAAGGAAGUGGAAAUUUUCCUAUCUUCAAAUCCAUCAGAAAUCGUGACACUAAUAUUAGAAGACUAUGUUGAAGCGCCAAAUGGAUUAACCAAUGCAUUCAACGCGUCUGGAUUGGUGAAAUAUCGGUUUCCUGUCUCAAACAUGCCGAAAGAUGGAAAAGAUUGGCCUUUAGUGAAAGAUAUGGUGGCUAAAAAUCAUCGGCUCGUUGUGUUUGGCUCGCAAAGGCAGAAGGAACAAAGUGAAGGAAUAGCUUAUCAGUGGAACUAUAUGGUUGAAAAUCAGUAUGGAAAAGAUGGAAUGGUUCGCGGGAAAUGUUCUAAGCGCGCGGAUUCGUCUGAACUCAAUGACAGAAGCAAAUCUUUGGUUUUGGUAAACCACUUUAGGACAAUUCCAAUCCAUCAAGCCAGUUGUAAAGAUAACUCACAAGACCUCAUGAAUAUGCUUUCUACUUGUUAUCAUGCGUCCGGUAAUCGCUGGGCAAAUUUUGUCGCAGUUGAUUAUUACAAGAGAAGUGAUGGAGGAGGGACAUUUCAAGCUGUGGAUAUGUUAAAUGGGAAAUCAUUGUGUGGCUGUGAUGAUGUGCAGGCUUGUGUGAGUGGAUCAUCAUCAUGUACAAGAGGAAGCAAAUGAAGUUCCUUGAAAAGGGAGAAUAUGGAAGAUGACAACAGAACUCCAAAGGAAUAAAAAAAAACCAAUAUUAGUACUAAAAAGUGCAUAAUUAUAAUGUAUGAGAUGAACUAAGCUUAAAAUUGCAUGAAAUAAUAAGUUAGCAGAUAAAUAUAUAUAUCUUGUCUGAAAAGAAAUACAUAAGAGUUAUAUAUGGAUUACCAUCUUAAUCUCA